CAGUCCCCGAGUGAGCGCCGGUGGCGGGGCCAGCAGCCCGGCAGGCAGCCGCAGGUGGGGGUGCUCGCAGCCAGGGACCUAGCCGGAUAGCCCCGGGGCCCGGCGCCACAAGUGCCCAGGAUGCCCCGCGGGGACUCGGAGCAGGUGCGCUACUGUGCGCGCCUCUCCUACCUCUGGCUCAAAUUCUCGCUCGUCAUUUACUCCACAGUGUUCUGGCUGAUCGGGUCUCUGGUCCUGUCUGUGGGGAUCUACGCAGAAGUCGAGCGGCAGAAAUACAAAACCCUUGAAAGUGCCUUUCUGGCCCCGGCCAUCAUCCUCAUCCUGCUUGGGGUCAUCAUGUUCAUUGUCUCCUUCAUUGGUGUGCUGGCUUCCCUCCGCGACAACCUGUGUCUUCUUCAAGUGUUUAUGUACAUCCUUGGGAUUUGCCUCAUAAUCGAGCUCAUUGGUGGUGUGGUGGCCUUGAUCUUCCGGAACCAGACAAUUGACUUUCUGAAUGACAACAUUCGAAGAGGAAUCGAGAACUACUAUGAUGAUCUGGACUUCAAAAACAUCAUGGACUUUGUUCAGAAAGAGUUUAAGUGCUGUGGCGGGGAAGACUACCAAGAUUGGAGCAAAAACCAGUAUCACGACUGCAAUGCCCCUGGACCCCUGGCCUGUGGGGUGCCCUACACCUGCUGCAUCAGAAACACGACAGAAGUUGUCAACACUAUGUGUGGCUACAGAACUAUUGACAAGGAGCGCCUUGUCGUACAGAAUGUCAUCCACGUGCGGGGCUGCACCAACGCCGUGCUCAUCUGGUUCAUGGACAACUACACCAUCAUGGCGGGCCUCUUGCUGGGCAUCCUGCUUCCCCAGUUCCUGGGGGUGCUGCUGACGUUUCUGUACAUCACCCGGGUGGAAGACAUCAUCAUGGAGUACUCUGUCACCGAUGGGCUCCUGGGGCCCGGGGCCAAGUCUGGCGUGGAGGCGGCAAGCACGGGAUGCUGCAUGUGCUACCCCAGUUAGGGCCAGCCUGGGGCAGCAGCUCCAGCAGGACAGUGCUGGGACAGCACCGUGUCAUGGGGGCCGGACAGGAUGGUGGCCCCUCUCCCCGCACUCAGCACUGACCAAAGUCCAGGCUGCAUUUGUUUUGGUGGCCGGCUCAGGCCUCCCAUGGCCACUGCCUCCCUGCGGGGCAGAGCCUGAGGCCCUCUCCGGCUCCAGAGUUCUGUGUCUGCCCACAUUCCUGGGUGUGGGGAAUAAGGAUGGCUCUUCCCCAGGCCUGGGUUAUAGCCAGGGUAGGGAUAGCUCUGCAUUCGGCUCAGGAACGCUUCAUUUCUGGCAGUGCCUUGGCCUCUGGUCUUUAUGCCCCAUUGUGGGCGGUUUUGUAGUGAUUUGUACAUGGGGAGAGAGGAGAGCCUCAUAGUGAAGGAGGGGAGGGGUGCAGCCACCAGGUCCCCAGUCCCUUGGCCACACCCCAGUGGCUAGAGUGGCCCCAUUUCUCAGCCUCCAUGUGCCUUGAACCCUCCCCAAGGGCUGCUGCUUUGCUGACCAGUUUUUUUAAUGUGAUUUUAUAAUAUUCAUUUUGUACAGAGUUAACAGGAGUUUCUAACUAAUCAAAGCUGGGUAUUUCCCCACACCCUCUCCUCUUGUCCCUCCAAACCAGUUUAUUAAUCAAACAAUAAAGUCUUGAUUUUUUUU
This is a messenger RNA of Pteropus alecto (black flying fox), 1680 nucleotides long. It is a transcript of the gene TSPAN15, whose product is annotated as tetraspanin 15. Gene Ontology annotation, cellular component: membrane. The record is from RefSeq and is a predicted model, not a curated record. Bases 121 to 1005 code for a protein of 294 amino acids. The transcript is spliced from 8 exons. NCBI's taxonomy places the organism in Eukaryota, Metazoa, Chordata, Mammalia, Chiroptera, Pteropodidae.